Molecule: messenger RNA, 2278 nt
Organism: Empidonax traillii (willow flycatcher)
Lineage: Eukaryota; Metazoa; Chordata; Aves; Passeriformes; Tyrannidae
Gene: ZNF276
Product: zinc finger protein 276
Exons: 11
Coding region: 1-1869 (622 amino acids)
Biological process (GO): regulation of DNA-templated transcription
Cellular component (GO): nucleus
Molecular function (GO): RNA polymerase II cis-regulatory region sequence-specific DNA binding; DNA-binding transcription factor activity, RNA polymerase II-specific; zinc ion binding
Source: RefSeq, a predicted model, not a curated record
AUGAAGCGCGAUCGGCGCGGGCGGUUCCUGGCGGCCCCGGGCAGCCCCCGGGCCCCCCCCGCUCCCCGCCGCGCCCCCGGCACCGCCGCCCGCGCCGCCGAGCCCGCCGCGCCCUCCGAGCCCCCCGCGGCCGCCGCCUGCGCCCCGGAGGCAGGAAUUAGCAGAGCCCUGAGCACCGGGUACUGUCGCCUGUGCCACGGGAAGUUCUCCUCCAGGAGCCUGCGCAAUGCCUUCGGGAAGGUGCCCGUGGUGGGGGAGAACUCGGAGAAGCAGCGGCGCGUGGACCAGGUGUUCUUCACUGACUUCCAGCGGCUGGUGGGGGUGGCGGUGCGGCAGGACCCGGCGCUGCCGCAGUUCGUCUGCAAGAAAUGCCAUGCCCAGUUCUACAAGUGCCGCAGCGUCCUCCGCACCUUCAUCCAGAGGGUGAACGCCUCGCCCACGGGCCACGCCAGGUCCAAAGGAAAGAGCAGCGCGGCCCCGGCACAGCCGGGCAUGGAAGGAGGUGCCUCCUGCCUGGUUGACCUGAUCACGUCCAGCCCGCAGUGCCUGCACAGCCUGGUGACGUGGGCACACGCCCAUGCCGGGAGCUGCCCCUCGGUGCCCGGCCUGCGCAGCGUCCUGUCCUCCGAGUACUGCGGCAUCAUCCGCGCCGUGUGGGGCUGCGGGGAUGGCCACGACUACAUCAUGGACACGGCCUCGGACUGCAGCACCGUGCUGGUGGACACCGCCCUGGCUGUCAAACGCGAGUGGAGCAAGGGCACGGCACAGCAGCACUUGACUGACAACGGCGCUGGGGCAGACAAUGCCGAGGUUGUUCCUGCUCCCAAAGCCCAGCAUGCUCCAGUAAGGACAGCUCCUUGCCAGCAGCCCGCAAACAAAGGGACCACGGCAGUGCCACUGGACGUGGAGGACGAGGCGCCGCAGGACAGGGACCUGUCUCACUCGGAGCUGGACAGCACGACCUCAGUGCAGGAGCAGGCCUUGCCACAGCCCGUGUCCCCGCUGAGCACUGCCACAGGACAGUUGAGUGGGAAGCAGGUUCUGUCUGCAACGUCGGAUGAGCGGGUAAAAGACGAGUUCAGUGACCUUUCUGAGGGGGACUUCCUGAGUGAUGAUGAAAGUGAGAAGAGAAACGUGCAAUCCUCAGAUGACUCCUUCGAGCCUUACCCCGACAAGAAGGUUUCUGGCAAGAAGAGUGACAGCAAAGAAACAAAGAAAGUGGAAGAACCCAAAAUAAGGAAGAAACCAGGGCCUAAGCCAGGCUGGAAGAAAAAAAUCAAAUGUGAACGGGAGGAGCUGCCCACCAUCUACAAGUGUCCUUACCAGGGCUGCACCGCUGUCUACAGAGGGGCUGAUGGCAUGAAGAAACACAUCAAGGAGCACCAUGAAGAGGUGCGGGAGAGGCCCUGUCCUCACCCAGGCUGCAACAAGGUGUUCAUGAUCGACAGGUACCUCCAGCGGCACGUCAAGCUCAUACACACAGAGGUACGGAACUAUAUCUGUGAUGAGUGUGGGCAGACCUUCAAACAACGCAAACACCUCUCGGUCCAUCAGAUGCGGCACUCGGGAGCGAAGCCCCUGCAGUGUGAGAUCUGUGGGUUCCAGUGCCGCCAGCGUGCAUCCCUCAAGUACCACAUGACCAAACACAAGGCUGAGGCGGAACUGGAGUUCGCCUGUGACCAGUGCGGGAAGCGCUUCGAGAAGGCCCACAACCUUAACGUCCACAUGUCCAUGGUGCACCCUCUGACCCAGACUCAGGACAAAGCCAAGCCACUGGAGCCAGAGCCCAUCCUCCUCCUCACUACUUCAGGGACUCCGGAGAGCCAGGUGGUGAAGCCAGAAGUGACUGUGCAGCAGGAACCCACCUGAGGGGGACGGGGCUCCAUUCCCAGCCCCAUAGAAACAGUACGGCAGAGUGGAGAUUUUAAAUCUACGUUUUAGUCUCCCAAAGAACUCCAUGGAAUUAGCUUCAGCUUGCUCAGAAAAGGCUUGUUCUCAUGCAGUGAUUUCCAUGCUCACGUCUGAUUCAGCAGUGUUGUACUAAGAGUGUCUAAUCCCAGGGGAAGGGACGUUGGCAGCACCCCCUUCGUGUCUCUGUCCCCACGCACACAUAGAAACCAAGUUGGUCACAACUGUUCCCUGCCUGCACAGAGGUGCCUUUGGGGCCUCGAGGGGGACAGAGGACAGUGGGACAACUUUAAGCAGACAUUUUGGUUUGGAAAAAAAAAACAAAAAACAAAAAAACCAACAUAAUUAUGAUUCCCAAAGCAAGUCUAAA